AUGAGCGACGCCGCCCCCGCCAAGCCGGAGGCUACCCAGCAGGUCGCUGAUCCUGCGCCUACUGCCGCCGAGGAGACUGUCGCAACCGAGUCCAAGCUGGAGGAGACCAAGGAGGAGCCCAAGGAGGAGCCCAAGGAGGAGCCCAAGGAGGACGACAGCAAGAUCCAAGAGGCUGAUGCCACCGCUGAUAAACAACAUCAAGACAAUGACCGGGCCAAUGGCCGAUCCCGCCACCAAAAACGUCCUGCGAACAGCAAGUUCGAUGCGUCGCUCCUGCCCGAGACUGAUGACCCUACCAAGAUCCGCGCUCAGGUCGAGUUCUAUUUCUCUGACAGCAACCUGCCCACCGACAAAUUCAUGUGGGACCAGACCGGGGGCUCGGAGAACAAGCCCGUCAAGGUCAAGAAGAUCUGCGAGUUCCGCCGCAUGCGCCGUUUCCAGCCAUACGAGGCUGUCGUCGCUGCCCUACGGGACAGCAAGUCGCUCAACAUCUCUGGCCCCGAGGGCGAGGAGGAGAUCACCCGAAAGGUCGCCUAUGAGCCCAACCAGCACCGAGGCAAGGCCGAUGCCGCCACUGUGUACGCCAAGGGAUUCGGUGACGAGGAGCCUUCCACCCAGUUCGAUCUCGAGGCCUUCUUCACGCAGUACGGCUCUGUGAAUGCAGUCCGUCUCCGCCGUGCUGAGGACAAGCUCUUCAAGGGAUCCGUCUAUGUCGAGUUCCAGGAUGAAGAGACUGCCAAGAAGUUCCUCGAGCUAGACCCUAAGCCGCAGUGGAAGGGCAACGACCUGAAGAUCAUGUCGAAGAGGGAGUACGUUGACGAGAAGAACACCCUGAUCCGCGAGGGCAAGAUUGAGCCCAGCACCCGACCGCAGCGCUUCUUCGAAGGACGCGAAUCUGGUAAGCGCGGCGGGCGCGGUAGGGGUGGCAAGAACAUUGAUCGCGACGACUGGAAAUCGCGACGUGAUCACGACCAGAAGAACGGCUUCCGCCGCGGCGGUGGUCGAGGCCGGGGGCGUGGCCGUGGCGGAUUCCGUGGUGACCGUGACCGCAAUCGUGAGCGUGAGGACCGCCAGCGCGACGAUGCCAAGCCUACUUCCGACGACAAGGAGGCCGCCUCGGAUUCGACCAACAAGCGCCCUCGCGAGGAAGAUGGGCAGACCGAGGCACCUCCGGCCAAGAAGGUCGACAUCAAGGAGGAGGUCGCCACGGAGGGCUCAUGA
This is a messenger RNA of Thyridium curvatum, 1221 nucleotides long. RefSeq lists its product as uncharacterized. Gene Ontology annotation, cellular component: nucleus. The record is from RefSeq and is a predicted model, not a curated record. The transcript is spliced from 3 exons. NCBI's taxonomy places the organism in Eukaryota, Fungi, Ascomycota, Sordariomycetes, Thyridiales, Thyridiaceae. The coding region runs from base 1 to 1221 and encodes 406 amino acids. Gene Ontology annotation, biological process: RNA processing. Gene Ontology annotation, molecular function: mRNA binding.